This is a messenger RNA of Rhizophagus irregularis DAOM 181602=DAOM 197198, 606 nucleotides long. RefSeq lists its product as uncharacterized. NCBI's taxonomy places the organism in Eukaryota, Fungi, Glomeromycota, Glomeromycetes, Glomerales, Glomeraceae. The record is from RefSeq and is a predicted model, not a curated record.
AUGUUUUCAACGCGUCGCCAGCUUGAAAGAAGAACGGGUAAAUCUGGAACUCCAAGAUUUGAAUAUCUUGAAGAACUUGUUAAUGAGUAUCAGAAUACAAAUGAUCAAGAGGCUAAAUAUCAAGUAUUAGCAAAUUUAGCUAAUUUCGCAUACGAUCCUAUUAACUAUGAUUGGCUUUUGCAAUUAAAUGUAGUAGAUUUAUUUCUCGAUACUUUAAGUGAGCCUGAUGAAAAAUUAAAGGAAUUUGGUUUAGGUGGACUAUGCAAUUUAUGUUUAGAGACUCGAAAUAAAGAGCAUAUAAUUGACAAUGGUGGAAUUCCAAUGAUAAUUGAUUGUUUAUCCAACGAAAAUUUAAAUACACAAUUGUCAGCAAUAACAACAUUAAUUUUCUUGAUAACACCAAAAAGUGAACAAUUUAUUCUAACGGAACAUGUUAAGGAAGAAAUCAUUAAAUUAUUACAAUGCGAUAGCGUUUGUGUAAAGAAUUUGGCUACUAUAUUUUUAGAGGACUAUUUUUCUUCUAAAGUUGACAAGAAUGCAUCAGAGAAUGUAAUUGAAUAUAAUAAACAAAAUAAGAAAAGAAAAGAUAACGAAUUAAAUUACUAG